AUGGAUAACUUUCACGGGUUCAGUAAUAUGGGCAACAACUGGCAGGGAAAUAUGAGCUCAUUAGGCUAUCCAAAUGGAUUCUCACAAGCUGCUUUUAACAGCAACUCGACAUUUAGUGUCAUUAAUCAGUUCAAGGUCAUGGCCGCAAGUUCGAUACGGCAAUCAACAAUCAUCCUCGCCGCUUUCAAUACCGUAUCGGCUUUUGCGACGGCAGCCGGCAUCUACUAUGACUGCUACACAACAGCGAAACGAUCAAAUCUAGAAAGCAAGCAGAGAGUCAAUAUUUUCCGCUGUGUUCAAGGGCCCGUGACGUACCCCUUUAUGUUAUCUUUAGGAAUCACAAUCCAAGGCAUUAUAUUUGCCGUCUCUCAAUCAUAUGGCUUGAACGAUAUAUUCCUACGCGGGUGCUCUUUGAUAUCGCAAUUUAUGUGGCCUGCGAUUUUCAUCGUACCUUAUAUGCAGCUAGUCUUCGGAUUAGAAGUCACCAUUCGAGCUCUCGGAAGCAGACCGUUUCUCCCGAGACGCAAGUGGAAUGUUCCGAUCUGUCUCGCCGUGGUCGGGGUCCUCUUAUUAACCACCGGUUUGGUCGGCUACUUCAUUCGGCCUCCCACUUUCUGUUUUGCUUCACUUUUCUGGUUUGUAGCAAGAUGGGCCGAAGGCGGCUUUGUGGUACUGCUCAUUAUCGCGGUCACUUUAGCGAUCUGCGCCAUCAUCAUCUCCUUGAAAUUAACACGGUACUCGACAAUCGAGGAUUCCGAGCGGAUCAGCGCUUCUAGGAUGGUGUACUUCCUUGCUUUAGCAUUCGUAACUAAUGCUUUAAUCGUCCCGUUCUUCGUGUCCCUCACUUUUGCGAAUCCUAUGGAGGAUAGUGGUGGUUCCGGGUUAACAUUAUCCAUGAUUGCAACUGUCGUGGCUAACGUUUCGGGGCUCACAACCGGAUGCCUUCAUCUGUUUCUUCGAUCUAACGCCAUUGCUACGAUCGGUUCUAGCAGCAAACUGGCCGAAUACGAGCGCCAGAAGUUGAAAAAUCAAUAUGAAACCGGAGCGGCAACCAGUAUGGACUUUAACGGUCACAUACUCAAGCCAGUGUCGGGCCCUGGAUCUUUCUCGAAGGCAGAAAGUCAGGAGCACCUUGUGGAUGAGAAGAGCGAUGCUAUGGAACGUGGUGAGAGCACGUAUUCUAUAGAUUCCCCGAUGUACAGUCCGAUGAAACCAAAUCCCCUAAGGUCCAAUGCGGUAUUCGAGACCCCGAACUUUUCUUUUCCGCGAGUCCCAGAGCCCGUUCAAGUACCUACCACUCCUUCAGCCAAUUCACACAACCGAAAACCAUCAGCAUCUUACACACUCUUUCCCAACAAAAACCAAGACAUCACCUCAGUUGCAUUAUUACCACCAACUGCCUACAAUCCUAACCCCCAGCCAAGUUUGGCCGUGAAUGGGCUUCCUGACGAUUUGGAUGACCUACUUCGACCACCCCCGUCAAUCCGAACUUCCUGGGGUGGCCAUACUCGAAACUCAUCCAUGAGCUCAUCCACAACGGUUCAAAUAGGUAUACGUAUCUCAAAUAUCGCAGAUAUCGGACCGAUAAAUAGCAAUGUUUCUACGGAGGCUGAAAGAGUAUAUUCUCUAGACUGUGUCCGGGACGAAGAGUUGAAUAUUUAUCAGCCGAGCCCUCUUGCAUUCAACGUAUCAAAUGUUACACCGCCACAGAGUUCUUAUUCGAGGGAUUCGAGGAUGAAACAUCUCCCAGCAACGCCUGCCAGGUCCGAAGACGAGAGAAGUGACUGUACCUUAAAUCCGACAGUCUACGAUCCGAACAGCCCUACGAAAUCGAAGACGCCGAGUCCAAGGGGGGUUGGGUUCAAUAUCCCCCGUAGGACAAAUACCACGCCCGUACAGGGCACGUCAACACAGUUACCACCUCGAAGUCGUGGCAAUUCAAGCAGCGCUGCAAAUAGCAGGCCUAAUUGGAUCUAA
Messenger RNA from Daldinia loculata, 1977 nucleotides. RefSeq lists its product as uncharacterized. The coding region runs from base 1 to 1977 and encodes 658 amino acids. The record is from RefSeq and is a predicted model, not a curated record. The transcript is spliced from 4 exons. Lineage: Eukaryota; Fungi; Ascomycota; Sordariomycetes; Xylariales; Hypoxylaceae.